AUGACUGCCACCACUGUCCCUGUUCUAUUUAUUGGAUCAGGAAAUAUCACGUUCGGCAAUGAUAAUGUUCGCUGGAACCACUCCCUCAGAAUUGAGAAAUGCCUCGGAGCACAGCUCGAUGUAGUAGGGAUUGUUGAUCCUUCAACAGAGAGAGUGAACCAGGUCCUUGAACAGAAAAGCAUGACCACCGCAAAGGCUUGCUAUUCUCGCACAAGGCACUUCAUCACUUUGGACCAGGCUGCUGCCUCACUCAAGCAGGAUGGUAUCUGGCCUCAGUUUAUUAUCCUAGGCGCACCUCCCCAGUUCCGAGGCACUGAGCUGCCUGGUCGGAACCUUGAAAAUCAGAUACUUCAAGCUUUCGGUUCUGAACCUGGGAUCUUCUGCGAAAAGCCUAUCUCUACUGCUUUGCCCCACGAGUCUCUGCCUGUCUUGGACCUUCUCAAAAAGUCUGGUAACAAAAUGUCGGUUGGUUACAUGCUGAGAUACCUCAAGGUUGUCCAGAAGGCGAAAUCUAUCCUCCAGGAAAACAAUCUCACAGUCAUGUCAAUCAAUGCCCGAUACACCUGCGCCUAUUCGAAGAUCAGAAAGCCAGAUUGGUGGGACAAGUCUAAACAAUGUGGCCCCAUCGUAGAGCAGGGUACUCACUUCUGCGAUUUGUGCCGCUAUAUCGGCGGGGACGUGGUCUUGGAUACUGUUCAAGCGUAUGCAUUAGAGCAUUAUGAAACUCCUGGAAAGCUCUCAAGUAUGUCCAUUGACGAGUCUGUCAUCCCAGAGGACGAGAGGAUCCCUCGAGGAACGUCCGCAAUCUGGAAAUUCAAGAAUGGGGCUUUGGGUUCAUUGAACCACCUGGUUGCGCUCCAUGACAUCAAGUAUUCAAAUGAAAUUGUUAUCACAACUGACGGAUAUCAACUUCGCUUGGUUGAUUUGUACUCGACACCCACGCUUUUUGUUCGCACUCCUGAGUCAGAAGACGAGAAGGAAAUCAUAUUUCCAAAUGACGACCCGUUCUAUUCGGAGUUUGCCGCAUUACUGCAUCCAUUUACGAACAAUACCCCAACGUCCCAGAAAGAAUCGGAGGCUUCUACGACAGAGAUUCUCUCGUCCUAUGAAGAUGCCUAUAAAACUUAUGAAUUUACGUGGGAGAUCAGGAAACAG
Messenger RNA from Clonostachys solani, 1155 nucleotides. Lineage: Eukaryota; Fungi; Ascomycota; Sordariomycetes; Hypocreales; Bionectriaceae. The record is from the annotation of a GenBank genome assembly.